CUGACAAUUUAUGCGGCCCACCAUUACAACAAUUUUUCCUGGUGCGUUAUCUAUGAAAUGAUGGUGGAUCGAAGGAAAAUUUCUGCGUGAAGGGUUGGCAGUAUUGAUUGUGCUGCCAUCUGUGCCCAGGCUUUGCCACCUAUUUCCAAUCAUGACGAUUGGAAGUCAUGGGCAGGACUAGGAGGAGAAUCUCGUUGAGCAUUCGGAUGUUAUUUUUGUGUGUCAUGGGUGCUGUGUCAACAUUUGGUGAAAUUCAUGGUUGUGGAGAGCAGAAGGAUUGUUUAAGAUGUGACAUGAACAAGGGGUCAGGUAAUGAUGGUGACUCAUGGGCACCACACUGCAUCAAGUGUGCCCAUCUCAUAGUAAUGGGAUCCCGGCAAUGUGUGGACAGAUGUCCUGCAGGCUAUCGUGAAGACUGGUCUAGUUUUGUGUCAUAUAUGGGCCGAAUCUGCUACGAGACUGGUUUUUUUGGACUCUCAGGUCGGUCAUUGGCUAUCGUUGUGGGUACUAUAAGUGGUGCUGCUAUCUGCAUGGGUGUCCUGCUCGGAAGUUUUCUGUACUUGCGAAAUCGGAGACACAGGAUUACAAAGACAGCAAGUUUCUCUUCAUCCUCUGCCCGUAAUGAAUCUCCAGAUCAUGAUACACUGGAGAGGAAGGAGUUUGUGAAACAUUUGUCAACUCUUCGAUGUGAAGCUCCUGUUUUCUUAGCAAUGCUAAACGACACACGAAGACAAGUACGAGAAUUAUACCAUACUAACGGCCGUGGAGAUUCAGCUGUUCAAGCCUACAGACCAGUGUUGACAGACCUGGCACGGAUCCUUACACUUCUAAAUCGACCAGAGCAUUUGAUAGAGUCACCACCAGCUGAUUGGGAAAAGCUGCUGGCCUGGGGAGAGCGUGUGCUGCGAAGGUAUAAGAAGCAGAAUCCUCAUCAGGUUGCUCAGGCACAGCUGGUCAGUUUUCUUCAAGUUCCAAUUCAGACAAAUCAGUCAUCUACACCAUCCCUUUAUGUGAGUCCAGAACUGAAUCACCGGACACUCACGACGUUUCAACCCGUUGCAACAAAUCCCUCAGAAACGGAUAAACACGUUAAUUGUCAGAAUAACCAAAAUCACCACACUGGAGUUCCAGCAAACCAGAGCCUGCAAGAGCUGGCUAUAUCAACAUUUGACAAUAAUUAUAACAAUGCCCAUUUAGCUGGCAAUGACGCUGUUCUGAGGAGAGAUGCCACAGUGUUACAACCAUCUUUCAUCAGUGGGGACUUCAACCCAUGUUGGGAAUUCAGCCCAUCCAAUUAUACAAUACUUGCUGAGUGGUCUGCAAGCAGGGAUUAUCUCGAUGAAGAUGACUUCUUCACCCUUGGCUUCCGCCCACAAGAUGAGAUCACCACUGAACUCUGACAAUGGAUUGUAAAUUUACAGAAAAGUAUUUAUGUAACAUAUGCUUACAAAUCUUGGCUAUUGGUAUGAACUAUAUGAUGUAUAGUGUACUAUUACUCGGUCAUCCCUCAUUAUAUGUGAGGAUGUGGUCAUGACUGAAGAUUUGCACUCUUGUUUCUUGUGCCUGCAGUUAAAUACCUCAGGGACAUGACUGCGUAGUGCCUUUAUUUUCCAGUUUCAUUACCAUGCAGUUAACUUGCCUCGAAGAAAGCAGCAGUAACUAAUGAGUGACACGGAAGACCCUCAGCCAGUAGUCAGGUGUCAAGUAGGUUUUCAUAAUUGUCUCUGAUCUGGCUAUUUUUAUGUCUUGUGUGCUUGGUUUGAACUCUGUCGUGCUAAUUCUGAAGGUAUUAUGUAACUUUUCUGCAAGCAGGAUUUGUGUAAAGAAAACAUACUCAAGUAUAAAAACUUGAAAAGACUCGUUUAUUAGUAGUUAUGUAUAUACCAGUAAUUUUAAUUUUUUUAAGUCUUCUGGUUUUUGUUCAGGAAGUCAGUCUUUCUGUAUUUAAAUGUUGACUGAGACGUGAGAUUCAGAUAUAUUUGUGGCUUGUUUAGUUUAUUCUGUCAGAUUUCGUGCAGAAAGCCAGAUGAUUUUUUCAUGAGACCUAUAUUCAACCAUUCUCUCAUAUGAUGAACCUUCACCGUUUGUUCCUGUGCUUCUAAAUAAUUUGAAACUGAAUUAGUUACUUAAAUUUAAAUACUAUAAUGGCAAUGACAUUUAAUCAUUCUUCUUGUAUUUUAAAGAAAGAAGUAUUGUUAAUUGGUUCUCUUUAAUUUUUGAAAAUACAGUAUGUUUUUGUACUUAUUUUGAAUGUGUGAACUGGUUACUUUGACAGUUCUCUUUGGAUUGACAUUGUGUAAAUUUAUGCUUUUCACAUAGAAUUCAUUUAAGUGAAAAGGAUAAAAGCAUUUACCUUAACAGAAGGUUCACAGAUGGAAGGAGAUUGUCAAGUACUUUGUUCACUGAGAAUCUGAAAGUGAUAAAUUAGCACUGUAGAUCUGUACAUUGUUGAGUGAGAACAAUUUUUAAAACAUAAAUCUUAUAAGUUGCACGGUUGACCAUUUCUGUUGUGUGAACGUAUUGAAAAAGUUGUUAACUAAGAAAUUGAGCUUAUUUUGUUGCAUUUCCAAUGAUUGUAUUCAGUAACUGGAAAUAAGUUUGUAGUUGUAUCAUCUUUGUCAUGUGAGAUGUGAGGCAUCAUUUUACCAGGAGAGUGCUUUAUAUCUGCAUUUUCUUUCACCUCUUCCCUUUUAUGUGUAUGCAGUAGUAGUUGACUGCACUAGAAAUAGGCUGUAGUUCACAAAGUGCUUAAACCAAAAAAAAUUCUCUGACAAUACAUUGCUCAAGCAUAUAGAGAGUACUAGUCAUUCUUCCAGGUGAUUAUAUUUUAAUAGUCCUAAUUAUUACAUAAUUGAAAAUAUUUUGUGAAUAGUUUCAUACAUAUUGCAGCAUAAUGUGUAUAGUAAUUUUAAUACUUGCAGAUAUAUUUUAUUAUAUGUGUAUAUAAGAUGUAUACAUAAAACUGUUGUGUAAUGUUCUACACAAGGUAGAAUGAAUGAAGUACAAACUUUAUGUAUGUCUGUGCAGGACAGGUUAUGAAAUUUGUGAAUUAUUUAAUGUUGAGAAAAAUACAGAAUGCAUAAUAUUAUUAGAA
Messenger RNA from Zootermopsis nevadensis, 3094 nucleotides. RefSeq names its product FU domain-containing protein T48 (gene T48). The record is from RefSeq and is a predicted model, not a curated record. Lineage: Eukaryota; Metazoa; Arthropoda; Insecta; Blattodea; Termopsidae.